AGUUCUUCCGGCCAACCCCUGCUGCGCUGCGGACAAUAGUUCAGCCAACACGCCUCUUUCACCGCUUCUCUUCAAGUCUUUUGGCCCGUUUUUGCGCUCGUUUAAAGCUAAGUGCGCAGCAGCAGGAGGAAGCAGAGAUCCCCGGAGAGGCUGGGUGUGCAGGAACCACAACCGACCAGUGAUGGACCCGCUGGACUUCCUGGAGCCCGCUGAGCUGCUCAACUACUUCCACACUCAUAAAACGGAGAUGUCCUGCAUGGAAACCCCGCACAGCUUCCUGAGCCAGCUCAGGGAUCACAACCUGAUCCCGGAAGACAGAUACAAGAAGAUAAUCCGAAUGAAGAGUAAAAACAAUUUGAGAAGAGCUGUUUAUGACAUCUUAGACUGGCUUGAGACAAAGAAAUCAAAGUACAUCCGGGUGUUCUGGAGGUGUGUCUUCAAGGAUGUUAUGAUGAACCAGUAUCACACUCUGAAGCAGCUGCACAAAGGCCUCAUGGAUGGAUCUUACCACUUCGACUCAGAACUACCCUCGAGAGUGGAAAGUGAAGAGAGUGACGAAAGAGGAAGCUCGAAGCUUUCAGACAGAGAGCAGAAACAAACUAAGUCCCCCAAAAAGAAGAGGAAAGUCAGAAGCGACGGCGAUGAUGAGCAGCCUGGUCCUGCAACAGAACAGUCUCCAGGUCAGAGGAAGAAGCACAAGAAAAUACAUUACUCUUCUCCAAAGAAGGGAGAGACGAAAGAUAUUUGGACCUGGCCCCUCUAUAAGACCCAGCUGCCUGUGACCUGUGGAAAGGUGGAGGGGAUGCUCCGACGAGAAAGACUGGCUCAAGGCCAGGAAUGCAUUAUGGUGGACAAUCGGUGGUUCACUCCCGCUGAGUUUGAGAAGUUCGCCGGGAAAGAAAGCAGCAGGAACUGGAAGCUAAGCAUCCGAUGCGCAGGAAUCCCUUUGGGAAAACUUAUUAAGGAGGGGCACCUGAAGGCAGGAAUCUACAAAAAAAGAAGAAAACCGGCCAAGCAAUCCCGGUUUCCUACCAGUCGCUCAAACACAGAUGAAGAGGACAGCGAGGAUGAAGAGAGUCCCCAGGAAGCAGAGGCUUCGACUGGUGAAGACACAGGAGAAGAAGAAGAAGAAGAAGAAACGGAAGAACGGGUUGAGCCGGCAGAGGUCAGCCCUGAUCAUGACAAGAGGAUGUUUAAAGUGACGUGUGGAGCUUUAACUGGAACUUUGUACAAAGAUCGGUUUGGAUCAGGGAAAUGUGGCAAAAGUGUUCGCACUGAGCUGAGCUGGAUGACCCCAGUGGAGUUUGUGAAUGUAGCGUUAAACCAGAGCGAUGCCUCCUGGAGGAAGGAGAUCCUGUAUAAGGGAGAACCCCUCAGCGUUCUCAUAGAGGCAAAGGUCUUGAUGAUCCAUUCAUUACUCUGCAAAUGCAAACUGUGCAAACCAGAACCUCAAGACCUGGAAAAUCAGAAAAAUGAUGAUGAGUGUUGCGUCUGUAAAACUGAACGAGAGGAUAAGUUGGUGGUCUGUGAUAGCUGCCCAAGAUCAUUUCACCAGGACUGCCAUUUGCCUCAUAUAGACGACUCAAUUGUAAGGGACGAUGGCCAGUGGCUUUGCACAUUCUGUGUUUUCAAAGCCAACGAGGGGUGCCGCUACCCUGACAAACAGAAAACUGAAGUCGUCAUGUCCCGCCAAAUAUCUCAGCAUAUGCUGGAAUGCCCAUAUCUCCUCCUCUGUCUGUGCAGUGCUGAUGAGGAGCAGAUAUUUUCCACCAAUCCUGUGGAGUAUUUACAAAGCUACUCCAGUAUUAUUAAGGCUCCAAUGUGGCUGGAGAAGAUCGCCGAUAAACUCCAGAGGAAAGGAUACCAGACUGUUGGCGAGUUUGUGUCUGAUGUUCAACUAAUUUUCUCCAACUCUGCUACAUUCAAUAGGAACAAUCCAGAAUACCUUGGCAUGGGCGAACAGCUGAAACAGUUAUUUGAGCGAGAAUUUAAGAAGGCCUUCAACAUCCAGGACUAGUCCACAGACUUUGGAUGAGCUCCAAAACUCUUCACCCAUGGACACUGGCUAUAAAUUAGCAAAUCUUUGUUAUGAUAUCACUUUUGUUGUUCUUUUUUUUAUCUAACUAAGAUUCAGUCAUUCCCCCAUUCACUCACACAUUCACAUGCCGAUGGUGGUGAGCUAUGUUAGUAGCCACAGCUGCCACGGGAUAGACUGACAGCAAAGCGGGAAAUUCAAAUGCGUAGGUUAUCUCUGGGGACUCCGGCUGCAGCCCACAGUCCAAAAACAUGGCUGUUAUUAGGUCAUUUGGUCUCUCUAGAUUGCCCCUACAUAUGAGUGUCUGUGUGCACCGUUGUUUGUCCUGUGCAUCUCUGUGUUGCCCAGGGAUGGACCGGAAACUGUCCAGGGAGUACCCUGCCUCUUCCCCGAAGGCUGUUGAAGAUAUUCACCACACCCCC
This is a messenger RNA of Fundulus heteroclitus (mummichog), 2457 nucleotides long. It is a transcript of the gene sp100.1, whose product is annotated as SP110 nuclear antigen, tandem duplicate 1. The coding region runs from base 182 to 2017 and encodes 611 amino acids. Gene Ontology annotation, cellular component: cytoplasm; nucleus. The transcript has 16 exons. Gene Ontology annotation, biological process: humoral immune response; regulation of transcription by RNA polymerase II. The record is from RefSeq and is a predicted model, not a curated record. Gene Ontology annotation, molecular function: DNA-binding transcription factor activity, RNA polymerase II-specific; protein binding; DNA binding. Lineage: Eukaryota; Metazoa; Chordata; Actinopteri; Cyprinodontiformes; Fundulidae.